AACCCUGUUGGAGACAUCUUGUGGUGGACACGUGGAAGUGCCUGUUCUGACUCUGCCCGCCCCUUCUCGCGUCACCGAACGUCACCAGGAAGUCCACUGAAACCAAGGCGACAACAUGGCAGCGAACACAGACCCACGCGGCGAUGGAGCUGCUGAGGAGAUGCCCGAGCUCUCCGACGCGGAGGAAGAUGACGAUGACGACGCCGACGUUGAAGAGGAUGAAGAGCAGUGGCAGUGGAUGGAGGAGGAGGAGGACAGUCAGCCGGUCACCUGUCUGUUCUGCGACAGGUUGCUGAGCUCCGUGCCGGCGACCUUGCAGCACUGCACAGCCGAGCAUCAGGUCAACCUUGUAGACGUGAUAAGAAAACACAGCUUGGAUGACUACGGAUACAUAAAGAUGAUCAACUUCAUACGGUCAACAAAAUGUGAUGCAUCCUGUCUGACGGGGCUGCCAGACGCUCCCUUACCCUGGCAGAGCGAAGACUUCCUGCGGCCAGUCCUACAGGACGACCCCCUGCUGCAGACAGACCCCGAGGAGCUCUGUGGCACUGAGGGGUUGAGUGUGCCGGUGUGCCCGUUGUCAGGGGCUGGAUCCCAUGAUGCACUGCUGCAGAGGGCCCAGGCCGCUGAGGAGAGAGCCCGUCACUCAGAGGAGGCGCUUUCCAGAGCCAUGGAUGACCUGCACAAACUCAAGCUGCUGGCUCAGGGUUUGGUGCUGAACGCAGAAACCCGAAGAUCCGGUAACCUGGGCGCUGUGGCCGAGCUCCGACAAGACGAGGACGAGGCCUACUUCAGCUCCUACGGCCAUUACGGCAUCCACGAGGAGAUGCUGAAGGAUAAAGUGCGCACAGAGAGCUACCGCGACUUCAUGUACCGCAACCCUGAAGUGUUCAGAGACAAGGUGGUGCUCGAUGUGGGCUGUGGGACUGGCAUACUGUCCAUGUUCGCUGCCAGAGCUGGGGCCAAGAAGGUUAUAGCAGUUGACCAAUCAGAAAUCGUUUAUCAAGCGAUGGACAUAGUCAGGUGCAACCAGUUGGAGGACAAGAUCACUCUGAUCAAAGGCCGCAUAGAAGACAUCAACCUCCCUGUGGAGAAGGUGGACAUCAUCAUCUCAGAAUGGAUGGGUUACUUCUUGCUGUUCGAGUCCAUGUUGGACUCUGUCCUGUACGCCAGAGACCUCUACUUGGCUGACGGUGGCUCAGUCUAUCCAGACCUUUGUAAUAUCAGCCUGGCGGCACUGGGUGACACACAGAAGCACCAAGACCGCAUUGCAUUCUGGGACGACGUGUAUGGCUUCAACAUGGCGUGCAUGAAGAAGGCCGUGGUGCCUGAGGCUGUGGUAGAAGUGGUGCAAGCAGACACCCUCAUCUCUGAACCUACAGUCAUACAGACGAUUGACUGUAACACCGUGUGCCUGUCUGGGCUGGAGUUUACAUCAGAUUUCUGCUUGAAGAUAACAAACACUACAGACUGCACAGCAGUUGUCGGCUACUUUGACAUUUUCUUUGACAAAGGUUGCAGCAACAAGGUGAUGUUCUCCACGGGUCCUCAAGUCACAAAGACGCACUGGAAACAGACUGUCUUCCUACUGGAGAGGCCCAUUUCUGUCCAAGCAGGGGAGGAGCUCCAGGGAAAGAUCGCCGUGCGUAAAAACAAGAAAGAUCCUCGCUCGCUAUUGGUCACCUUUGAGCUCCGAGGCAGGAAGCAGACCUACAGCCUGCAGUGACCCGAGCCAACACAUGAUACAACGUUCAGCAGAUAUAGCCCACUUUUUUUUCUUUUCUUUUUUUUUUUCUUGUGACCUUUCACGUAUUCACAAAAUGCCAGGUAAAAUUUAAACACUCGAUUUGGAUGUUUCAGAUGUUAGAAUUGUUUCUGUGCCUUGUAAUAAAAGACAUAAUGUACGA
Xiphias gladius (swordfish) is the source of this 1907-nucleotide messenger RNA. RefSeq names its product protein arginine methyltransferase 3 (gene prmt3). Gene Ontology annotation, cellular component: nucleus. Gene Ontology annotation, biological process: peptidyl-arginine methylation. The record is from RefSeq and is a predicted model, not a curated record. The coding region runs from base 116 to 1726 and encodes 536 amino acids. NCBI's taxonomy places the organism in Eukaryota, Metazoa, Chordata, Actinopteri, Istiophoriformes, Xiphiidae. Gene Ontology annotation, molecular function: protein-arginine N-methyltransferase activity. The transcript has 16 exons.